Messenger RNA from Oryza brachyantha (malo sina), 1285 nucleotides. Its product is annotated as GDSL esterase/lipase At1g71691. The record is from RefSeq and is a predicted model, not a curated record. The transcript has 4 exons. Bases 44 to 1144 code for a protein of 366 amino acids. NCBI's taxonomy places the organism in Eukaryota, Viridiplantae, Streptophyta, Magnoliopsida, Poales, Poaceae. Gene Ontology annotation, molecular function: hydrolase activity, acting on ester bonds.
CCCUGACUGCAUUCGCGUGCUACUGAAACAAGCUAGCUUAGAGAUGGGCAGGCUGGUGGUGGCGGCGGCGGUGGUGGUCACCGUUGCGGCGGCGCUCGUGGCGACGGCGGCGGCAGGGAAGCCGGCGGUGCCGGCGCUGUUCGUGUUCGGCGACUCGCUGAUCGACAACGGCAACAACAACAACCUGGCGUCGCUGGCGAAGGCCAACUAUUACCCCUACGGCAUCGACUUCGCCGGCGGCGCCACCGGCCGCUUCUGCAACGGCUACACCAUCGUCGACGAGCUCGCUGAGCUGCUCGGGCUGCCACUGCUGCCGCCAUACUCGCAAGCGUCCGGGAACGGGAAGCAGCUGCUCCACGGCGUCAACUUCGCCUCCGCCGCCGCCGGCAUCCUCGACGACACCGGCGGAAACUUCGUGGGGCGGAUACCGUUCAACCAGCAGAUCGACAACUUCGAGGCCGCCGUGGAGCAGAUCGCCGGCGCCGUCGGGAAGGAGGCGGCGGCGGCCAUGGUGGCGCGGUCCAUCCUGUUCGUGGGGCUGGGCAGCAACGACUACCUCAACAACUACCUCAUGCCAAACUACAACACCCGCCGCCAGUACAGCCCCGCCCAGUUCGCCGACCUCCUCGCCGCCCGCUACGCUGCCCAGCUCACCAGGCUGUACGAGGCCGGGGCAAGGAAGUUCGUGGUGGCCGGAGUGGGGUCGAUGGGGUGCAUCCCGAACGUGCUGGCGCAGAGCGUGGAGAGCCUGUGCUCGCCGGAGGUGGACGGCCUGGUGCUGCCGUUCAACGCCAACGUCAGGGCCAUGAUCGACCGCCUCAACGGCGGCGCCGGCGCCGGCGGCGGCCUCGCCGGGGCGAGGCUCGUGUUCCUGGACAACUACGGCGUGUUCAAGGGCAUCCUCGGCGACCCGGCGGCGCACGGGUUCCGCGUGGUGGACCGCGGCUGCUGCGGCAUCGGGAGGAACAGCGGGCAGGUGACGUGCCUCCCCUUCAUGCCGCCCUGCGACGACCGCCGGGGCUACGUCUUCUGGGACGCCUUCCACCCCACCGCCGCCGUCAACGUGCUCGUCGCCAGGCUGGCCUUCUACGGCAGCGCCGACGUCGUCUCCCCAAUCAACGUCGGCCGCCUCGCCACCCUCUGAAUUAAAAAUCUAGUCUUGCCUUCUUGCUUAAUUAAAUUAGCUAGCAAUAAUUAAGUUAAUCUAAUUAGGGCUGCGUUCGGCUAGUCCCAUAAGUUAUCUUAUCUCUCUCGUUUUACAUGCGCACGCUUCCCGAACAGCUAA